AUGAAGGCAUAUCUCUACGACAACCUCGAGGGCGAUCAGCGCCUGCCUCACGACUCGGGCAAGGCCGUGGACGUCGAGGACCUGCAGCGGCUGGGCGUGCUCUACUACCGCAUCGGCGACAUCGCCGGCGUGGACAAGCUGGCCUCGGAGCGCGGCUACAAGAACCGCGACGAGAUCACCGUCUCCCCGGACAAGAUGGGCGACGUCUACGAGGCCAAGGUCAAGUCCUUCUUCCACGAGCACCUGCACGAGGACGAGGAGAUCAGGUACAUCCGCGACGGCGCCGGCUACUUUGACGUCCGCAGCAAGGGCGACGACUGGAUCCGCAUCCAGCUCGACAAGGACGACCUCCUCAUCCUGCCUGCCGGCAUCUACCACCGCUUCACUACCGAUGAGUCCAACGCAAGUCCCUUCCGGGCAUCUCCAACCCGCGACUCCAAACAGACGGAUAUCUCAGUUGUCAGCCCCGUCAAUCUCCCUGUCAUAGUGAAUCCAAGGGUGCUUGGGCCCCUCGAACCCCUUCAUCGCCCGCUGGCACCACCCCAGCCCGUCCUGGUAGUGCACCGCCCUCUCCGGCGCCAUCCACUCCUGCCCCACGUGCUCCCUGUCCAGGCUGCCCAGCGGGAACUCGAGCAGCGUCUCCAGCCCCUCGCGCGGCGGCCGCUUCGUCCACACCUCGAGCGGCGUCAGCGUGAACGCCACGAACGUGCCGCACCGGCCGCAGAACGCCCGCGCCGCCGCCGGCCCGCAGUACUCGGCCCGGUACCACCGCACCCAGGUGCCCCUCGCGCCCUCCCCGCCGUGGACCAGCACCUCCGCACCGGGCCGGUACGCCGCGGCCCUCUUACCGUCGUCGACGACCUCCGGGCCCGCGAGGCGCGUGCCCGUCGCCGCCGUCGAGGCGUCCUCGGGCAGCGCCGAGACGGUGACCUGCGACCCGCCGCAGAUGAGGAAGGCGUUGGCCGGCGCGCCCGAGUAGGCGCGGCAGCUGUCGCAGUGGCACCAGACGCUGAACGGCACGCGGACGUCCGGGCCCGGGGCGGAGUCGUCGCCGCCGGGCCGCUCCGGGAGGGUGACGUACUGCGGGCGUUGGUCUUUGGCCGGGACGGCGAUCCGGUAGCGGAUGGCGCGGCAGUCGCAGCCGCCGGUGAGGUUGAAGGCGUGGUCUGGGAGGGGCAUGUCGACCAAGUUGAGAGGGGUGUAUGUCUGUCUGCUGGGUGGGAUCUUUGUCUAUGA
This is a messenger RNA of Thyridium curvatum, 1236 nucleotides long. RefSeq lists its product as uncharacterized. NCBI's taxonomy places the organism in Eukaryota, Fungi, Ascomycota, Sordariomycetes, Thyridiales, Thyridiaceae. Bases 1 to 1236 code for a protein of 411 amino acids. Gene Ontology annotation, molecular function: acireductone dioxygenase [iron(II)-requiring] activity. The transcript has 3 exons. The record is from RefSeq and is a predicted model, not a curated record.